Lachancea fermentati is the source of this 2262-nucleotide messenger RNA. Lineage: Eukaryota; Fungi; Ascomycota; Saccharomycetes; Saccharomycetales; Saccharomycetaceae. The record is from the annotation of a GenBank genome assembly.
AUGUCAAUGGAUGGAUCUCAAAAGGCAGAGUACAUUAGUAUAGCUGAACUCGUUGAAACGGAUGUAAGAUUUGUGAAGCUGAAGCAGCAGCUUUCACAUUAUGAAAAGGACUCCCGCGAAUAUCUCGAGGCACUCUACGAUCUAAUGCCCUUGUCAUCAUAUCUGAACUAUAAGAAGUUUUUAAAGCAGCAAUCUGUGCCUGCAGCGGGGAGCAAAUCACAAUCAGGAUACAGCGCUACUUACCGAAGUGCUUUGAGCCCAAACAAACUGAUAUCUUGCGUGCAUCCGAAACUUGCAACAGCGUUUGAUUUGUUUAACUUUUCUGUAGAGUGUCAUCCAGACAACGAUUGCUUAGGCGAAAGAAUCAAAGACCCUAUAACGGGUCAAUUGAGUGAAUACUACGUUUUUGAAACGUACCGUGAAAUUCAAGAGAGGAGUAGAAACUUUGGAAGUGGGAUUAUGACCAUCGUAAAUCUCAAACGUCAGAAAAGUUUCGAUGAAAAUGGCUUUAUCGUGUCAAUUAUGUCGGCGAAUCGUAAGGAAUGGAUCAUUGCCGACUUGGCUUGCCAGGCCUAUUCGCUAGCUAAUACUGCGUUAUAUGAGACAUUAGGUCCGGAAACUUCGGAGUUUAUCAUGAACCUCACAGAAUCUCCAGUGUUAAUACUAUCUCAAAACAAUAUUUACAGAGCUUUGGAGUUAUUGCCCAAACUGCCAAAUUUGAAUACUCUGAUUUGCAUGGAUAACUUGGAUUCAGACGAAUUGUUUCAGCUGAACAACUCUUUGCUACCUAAGAAACGUAAUGAAAAGGGAGAAGCGAUUUCGCUACUAACUUUGAAACAAGUUGAAGAUAUUGGUGCGAGGAACAAAGUUCCACUUAUCCCCCCUAAGCCAGAAACUUUGUACACCAUUUCAUUUACGUCAGGUACCACGGGUGUUCCCAAAGGUGUAGAAAUGAAGCACAGUCACAUUUCUGCUGGUGUGGCAAUGGCGGCUUCAACGUUUCGUAUACCUGCUGCAAAGCGCGGAAAGCAGUUACAUGACAUGUGCUUUCUCCCACUUGCGCAUAUUUUUGAGAGAAUGAUCUCUGGCUAUGCUCUGUCACGAGGAAUUGGUUUAGGCUUUCUUCACAAAGCAGAUCCAGCAGUGUUGGUGGAGGAUUUAAAGUUACUCAAGCCCGACAUUUUAUCGCUCGUGCCACGGGUUUUAACUAAAUUUGAAGCAGGGAUCAAGAAUUCUUUGACCAACGACUCAGUUUCUUCAAUGGCUAAAUCCGUUGCAAAAAACAUUUUAAACAAGAAGCAAGCACGUUUCACUGCUCGGGGUGGACAAGAUCACUCACUGAUAAAUAAUAUGGUCUUUCACAGGGUUCUCAUAGAUCGUAUUCGUGCAUCCUUGGGCCUAGAAAACACAGAUUUUCUAAUCACAGGGUCGGCGCCCAUCUCCAAUGACACUUUACUUUUCAUGAAAAGUGCUUUGGAUUGCGGAAUUCGCCAGGGAUAUGGUUUGACGGAGAGCUAUGCUGGAAUUUGCAUCAGUGAACCACAUGAGCGGGAUUCGGGGUCAUGUGGUGGGAUUGGUAUAAGCACAGAAUGCAGACUGAAAUCGGUGCCCGAAAUGGGCUAUGAUGCUGAAAAACAUCUCAAGGGUGAGUUGCAGCUUCGUGGCCCUCAAAUAUUUGACUUGUAUUUCAAGAAUAAGAAGGAAACGAACAAGGUAUUGGACUCUGAUGGAUGGUUCUCUACGGGGGAUAUUGGACAUAUCGAUGAAAAAGGACGUUUACGUAUCGUUGACAGAGUCAAGAAUUUUUUCAAACUGGCUCAAGGAGAAUAUAUCGCUCCAGAAAAGAUUGAGAACUUGUACCUGUCAUCUUGCCCUUAUUUGACCCAACUAUUUAUUCAUGGGGAUUCUUUACGCACCUAUCUUGUGGCCGUUGUGGGUUUGGACAUGGAAAGUGUAACACCAAUAUUACACCGCAGAAUUCCUAGUCUCGGUCACCUCUACGGCCAAGAUUUGAUCAACGCAUUAAAUGACAGAGUACCGGAGAAAACGCAAUUAUUGAAAUUAAUAAAUGGAUUUAUCAAGGGUUUGCAAGGAUUUGAGAAGAUUCAUAAUAUCGUGGUUGGAAUUGAACCUCUUAAAGUUGAAGACGACACAAUAACCCCCACCUUCAAAGUGAAAAGAGCGAAAGCUAUCAAGCAUUUUCGAUCAGAGUUCGAUCACCUUUACGAACAAGGCUCACUAAUUAGAAACGAAAAAUUAUGA